AUGAAGCUUCUGCUGCUGGCUGUGGGACUGUCCCUGCUCUGCAUCCUCCAGGCCCACCAUGGCAAUGCUGAGAAUGCUGAACAAAGUCUUUCAGGAGACUGGCGCUCAGCUAGAUUGACCUCAGAUGACCCAUCUCUGAUUGAAGAGGGAGGGAAGUUUAGACUUUACAUUCGAAAUAUCAACGAGCAUAAACGUGGUGACCUUGUCGGACAUUUCUUCAUGAAGAAAUUUGACCGGUGCAUUCCUAUCAUGAUGGUUGGUGCUAAGACAGAUACAAAGGGGGCAUACCACGUGUAUUAUUAUGGAACAAAUGACCUUCAUCUUUCUGUACAGAAGAAUGACUAUGUCAUAUUUGUUGCACACAAUUCCUAUCAUGGGAAGGAGGCUGUGAUUGUCAAUUUAUUUACAAAGACGGGAGAAGUUAGUGAAGAAGCCGAGACUGCAUUUAAGAAUAUUUGUACAGAACUUGGACUCAAAGAGGAAAAUACUGUUGACAUGACCAAAGAUGGAUGCAGCAUCAUAGACUGGUUGGACUUCCCAUCACAAGAACGAUUCUAA
Messenger RNA from Dromiciops gliroides (monito del monte), 558 nucleotides. Its product is annotated as trichosurin-like. The record is from RefSeq and is a predicted model, not a curated record. Gene Ontology annotation, molecular function: small molecule binding. The transcript is spliced from 6 exons. The coding region runs from base 1 to 558 and encodes 185 amino acids. NCBI's taxonomy places the organism in Eukaryota, Metazoa, Chordata, Mammalia, Microbiotheria, Microbiotheriidae.